ACAUUCCUCAUUGCAGAGUUGUUUGUACAAACUCCAAAGAGCUGUUCUAUAUAUCCAGGGUUUGUCAACUCUUCUUCUUCAUGGACAGCUCAUUUUCUUUCAGCUCUUGCAUGAUUUUAUGUUUGGUUCUUGUUCUGGGGAGUGCUCUUGCUCCUCAAGCUGAGGCUAGGGCUUUCUUUGUUUUUGGAGACUCGCUCGUUGAUAGUGGCAACAAUGACUACCUAGCCACCACAGCUCGAGCGGACAAUCCGCCUUAUGGGAUUGACUAUCCGACUCACCGCCCCACAGGCCGCUUCUCUAACGGCCUUAACAUACCCGACAUUCUUAGUGAACAAAUAGGGUCAGAACCCACAUUACCAUAUCUAAGUCCAGAGUUGACUGGAGAUAGACUACUUAUUGGUGCGAACUUUGCUUCUGCUGGAGUUGGAAUUCUCAAUGAUACCGGAUUUCAAUUUCUGAACAUAAUAAGGAUAUUUAAGCAAUUGGAGUUCUUUCAGCAGUACCAAACAAGGGUGAGUAGAUUAAUAGGGCCAGCAGAGACACAGACAUUGGUAAGCCAAGGACUUGUUCUGAUCACCCUCGGAGGCAACGACUUUGUAAACAACUACUACCUGGUCCCCUUCUCCGCUAGAUCUCGCCAAUUCUCUCUUCCCGAUUACGUCCGUUAUCUCAUCUCCGAAUACCGCAAAGUUCUCGUGAGGCUAUAUGAAUUGGGGGCUCGACGGGUCCUUGUGACGGGCACUGGACCGUUGGGAUGCGUGCCAGCGGAAUUGGCACAGCGGAGCAGGACGGGGGAGUGUGUGGUGGAGUUGCAGCGGGCGGCGGGGUUGUUCAACCCACAACUUAUUCAGAUGGUGAAUGGACUCAACAGCCAAAUUGGAUCUACUGUCUUUAUAGCUGCUAAUGCACAACGAAUGCACAUGGAUUUCAUUUCCGAUCCUCAAGCUUAUGGGUUUGUCACCUCAAAGAUAGCAUGUUGUGGGCAAGGACCAUACAAUGGGCUUGGGCUUUGCACACCUCUCUCCAACUUGUGCCCUAACAGAGACAUCUAUGCAUUUUGGGAUCCAUUCCAUCCAUCUGAGAGGGCUAACAGGUUUGUUGUUCAACAGAUCUUGACUGGCUCCACCAACUACAUGUCCCCUAUGAACCUCAGCACCAUCCUUGCCUUGGACUCCACCACCUAAAAUACCUAGUCUUUUUCUCGGGAUUUUCUGCUCCAAAUUUCUCAGUUCCCAUGUCUCAAAAUAUUUGCAUUGAAUCAUGUUUCAAUAUUCUCGCACCUUAGAAUUCUCAUAUGACUCAAUUGUUGUGAGUGUUAGGGAUAAGAGAUGGAAAAUUUAGGAAUAGAGGAUCCCUGACCCUAAUUUUCUAUCUUUUGUUCGAAUUGUUAGUAUAAUGUCAUAAGUGCUUAUAUGUGAUAUUUUAAUAGUGAUGUUUGUUUGUUUGUUUGUUUGUCUGUCUAAAAGUGAUGAAAGUAGAGUGUGAUAUUUCAAUUUUUAUGUCUGUUUAGUAAUUAAUUGUUCAAUGAGAGUAAGCAAUUUGUCA
Camellia sinensis is the source of this 1545-nucleotide messenger RNA. RefSeq names its product GDSL esterase/lipase At5g33370. NCBI's taxonomy places the organism in Eukaryota, Viridiplantae, Streptophyta, Magnoliopsida, Ericales, Theaceae. Gene Ontology annotation, molecular function: hydrolase activity, acting on ester bonds. The record is from RefSeq and is a predicted model, not a curated record.